Messenger RNA from Thamnophis elegans (Western terrestrial garter snake), 3057 nucleotides. RefSeq names its product olfactomedin 4 (gene OLFM4). The coding region runs from base 45 to 1517 and encodes 490 amino acids. The record is from RefSeq and is a predicted model, not a curated record. Gene Ontology annotation, biological process: signal transduction. Lineage: Eukaryota; Metazoa; Chordata; Lepidosauria; Squamata; Natricidae. The transcript is spliced from 6 exons.
CUUCCUUCUUCACAGCCUCCUUCACAUCUGUCAAGAGCGAGAAGAUGAAGCUCCUUGCAGCUGUGGGGGUGCUGCUGCUUGCGCAGAAUCUGAUUGCAGAAGGAACAACUACAGCAAUGCCAGAGGAAGCGUAUCCAACUUCAGCCCGGUAUCUGCCUCCUGUAUUUCCAGAGACAAGGCAUCCUGCAGAGGCAUUUACCAAUGUGACCGGCGUUGUGGAUGACCACGGAAUAUGCCAGUGCUCAGUUUACCUGCCCGAUACGACAUUUCCUGCACAGAAAGUGGAAUACCUUGAAAUUCUGGCUAAGGAGCUCUCCGUCAAAUUUGACAGUGAACUUUCAAAAGUGAGCCAGUACACCGAAUUAAUCACGCUCUACGAAAAAAAGAUUCAAAAUUUAACCGUCAAGAUUGAGCACAUGGAGAAGUCCAGCAUAACUUACACAGAGUUGGAUUUCGAAUUAAUCAAACUGGAAAUCACGGAGAUGGAGAGGUUGAUUGUCCAGCUGAAGACGUCGCUUACGGGAAGCAACGUGUUGGUGGAGCAGUUGUAUGUCGAGAUUAGGAAUUUGAGCGUCAUGGUGAAUGGACUGGAAGUGUUCGAUAAGAAUAACGUCCUUGCGGUUCGCCGGGAAGUUGCCGCGCUGCGGGCUAAGUUGGAGGAGUGUGAGAAGGCUCGAAACCAGACCGUCCAACAUCCCUACUUCCCACCUGGAAACUGUGGUCAUGGCCCGAUUACAAACGUCAGCCAACCUUACGUGAUCCAACUGAAUUGGAGAGGGUUUUCCUACAAAUACGGAGCCUGGGGAAGAUACUCCUCCCCUCUUAGCCCUGGAAAAGAGAUGUAUUGGGUUGCACCUCUAAACCCAGAAGGAAGAUACCUGGAAUAUUAUCGACUCCAUGAUUCCUAUGACAACUUAUUGCUCUUCAAAUACUCCAAGGAAUACAUGUAUAGGUACGGUGAAGGCAGUGGAACAGCUGUGCAUAACAAUCACAUGUACAUUAAUAUCUAUUCCUCAAGAGAUAUGGGCAGGAUAAAUUUGGCCACCAAUACGUUGGUGUUGAGGAAGCCUCUCCCAAAUGCCGUGUAUAACAAUCGGUUCUCCUACGCAGGGGUAGCUUGGCAAGACUUAGAUUUUGCCGUGGAUGAGAAUGGCUUGUGGGUGAUUUACUCCACCGAAGCGAGCCAAGGUAACAUUGUCAUUAGCAAGAUUAAUGAAACGACUCUGGAUGUGCUCAACACAUGGCAAACGACGCAAUAUAAGCCCGCAGUCUCUAAUGCAUUUAUUAUAUGUGGGGUGCUCUAUGCAACCAGGCCUCUCAACACGCGGAAAGAGGAGAUAUUUUACUCCUUUGAUAUCAACACUGGGAAAGAAGGGAGGCUGAGCAUUAUUGUCGAUAAAGUCCUGGAAACCAUUCAGAGCAUCAACUACAGCCCCAUAGAUAGGAGGCUGUACGUCUACAACGAUGGUUACCUGGUUCGCUACGGCUUAAAUUUUGAGCCCCUUCCCCCACAGUAAUUUUCCCAGGGAAAUUAGAAGCUCUCACUCUCCAAAUCCUGCAAAAUAUUGAGAAAUCCAAAGGCAAAAGGGAACAAAGAUUGGAUCCAUUGGCAAAUCGUCAUCACACAUAGCAAAAGGAGUGGUGCGGUGGCCUAGGGGUGGACUUCUCGCCUCACAACCAGGAGGCGGUGUGUUCAAUCCUAGGUAGAGGGAGAUAUUUCUCUCUCUCUCUGGGCACACUGAGAAUUUAUCUGCUGAACAAAACUCCACAUUGGCGACAGGGAAGGGCAUCUGGCCAUUAAAACACUCUGCUAGGUCCAUUCGGUUGCCCAGACUUCACCCUGCAAGGGAUUAUGGGGUCAUUAAAAGAGUAUGAUGAUGAUCAAACAUAGCAAAGAAAAUUGGCUGCUCACUUCAUUAAAAAUAUAUAUAUUUUUAAAAGCCAACAACAGGAUUUGGGUAGAGUAGAGGUGAUAUAAUCAGUGUAUCAGGAGAGAGUUGAAAAAAAUCCCCCCCCCAAUUGUUUGUUUUUAACAGGGAUUAUACACUCCUGUUUUCUGAAAGAAAACCAAUCCAAAUUGUUCUACUUUUGGGACAAAUUUGGCAUAGGUUUUUGGUGAGAACUGGUUUUGGGAAAAGAGGCUUAGAGUUUUAUUGAUAUUCAACCCGAGAGACCUAACUGGUUUCAGAUCCAGUGGCUUCCUAAUUUUGCUGGCCUUCAUUCCUUGAUUAUGUUUUUUUUUUUUAAUACCACAAAGUGUCAUGCAAACACAUAAAAGUUCGAUUACUUUUAUGGUCCAGUGUGUGGUGUGAACUUAUUAAAAAAGGUUAAACCAGCUGCAGCCUGUUGGGUUAACACUGCAACCCCAAUAUCCUAUAUUUUGUGUAGAUAGGACAAUCCAUUUUAGCAGAUUCACAUAAAUUUCAUUUUUUUUUAAAAAAAGUAUGGGUAGUUCUCGACUUAUGGCAACAAUUGAGCUCAAAAUUCCUGUUGUUAAGUGAGACGUUUGUCCAGUGCAUUUUUUGCCCCAUUUUGCGGCUUUUCCUGCCGCGGUUGAUAAGUCAGUCACACGGUUGUUAAGUGAAUCCCCUUGACUUCGUUUGUCAAAAGGGGAUCACGUGACCCCGGGGCAAAGGAACUGUGAUAAGUGUGAAGCAGUUGCCUAGCAUCUGAAUUUUGAUCACUUGAUUCUGGGGAUGCAGCAAAGGUCAAUAACUCUGAAAAAACGGCUGUGAAGCCAUAUUUUUCAGUGCCAGGGCAACCUGUUGUAAAUCGAGGACUACCUGCACUUAAAGUAGGAUAAUUGCCUUGAGUGGCAGCCAUUGAGAGGUUUGGGGAUUAAGCUAAGAUGGCGGCAGGAAGGGCCGUGGCUUCAAUCAUGCUGCCAUAACAACCAUUUUGAGCCUGAUGCAUACUGGUCCCAUUCAGUUAUAUUAGCAUCUAUCUGUUCCAGAUCCACCAGUUUUCGGCAAUUGUUGUGUAUAUUUGAGAUUGCAUAAAAUGUAAUGUGGUUUUUUUCCCCCCCUGGAAUGAAUAAAAAUAAAAACAAUGCCUUCA